Messenger RNA from Phytophthora nicotianae INRA-310, 564 nucleotides. RefSeq lists its product as hypothetical. The record is from RefSeq and is a predicted model, not a curated record. The coding region runs from base 1 to 564 and encodes 187 amino acids. The transcript has 2 exons. NCBI's taxonomy places the organism in Eukaryota, Oomycota, Peronosporomycetes, Peronosporales, Peronosporaceae.
AUGAGUACUCCGAACGCGAGCUCCAUCCUCGAAGCGUGUGAGAUCGCUGACCGAUUGGGAUUGAUCCGUCCCAUUAUCGAGCAAUCUCAGUACAACAUCUUCUCUCGAGACCGCGUCGAGUACGAGUUUACGACGUUGUACAAGCGCUAUAAGGUCGGUGUUACAGCGUGGUCACCGCUCGCGUUCGGGACAUUGACAGGCAAGUACACAGCCGAUGUCCCUGAAGGCUCUCGCUUCACAAUGGAGCCCAUCAAGAAGAGCAUGUUUGGUGGGGAGACGUUCACCAAGAACGUCGAGAAGGCUGAGAAACUCAAGGCCAUCGCCGAGAAACUGGGCUGUUCCUUGGCUCAGAUGUCACUAGCUUGGUGUCUCUCAAACGAACACGUUGCGACUGUACUAAUCGGAGCGAGCAAGACGUCGCAACUGGAGGAAAACCUCAAAGCGCUGGCUGUCGUUGACAAGAUCACCCCCGAGGUGAAGGCGGAGAUCGACGCCAUUGUCCAAUACGUGCCGUCUCAACCAUGGGUCGACCACCUCCAGGACAUCCGCAUGAGGCACCUUUAG